AUGGGGGUUCACCAAUCCCCGGACACUUGCCUGUGGUCUUCUUCUGUGGAGGCAUCGGGCUCCUGGAAGAGCGAGAUUGAUGGGCUGACUGUUAUUAAAGUUGAAGAUGACGAAAUGUUAAUGAUUGGUGGUGAGGAAGAUGAAACCCCUCCAGAGAUGAGCACAGACCUAGGAGACACCAGAACUACACAUAUGGACUUCAAUGUUGAGGUGGAGGAUGAAGGACAUGUAAGGGUUAAAGAGGAGGAUCUUCUGGUAGAGAUCAGCGAAGAUGGCCUUCUAUACACCAAUGUUGUAAAGAGCAGCUGGAGUGAAGAUUUUACAGUCAUUGUCAAAUCAGAAGAGACAGAUACGAGCAAUGAUGAGUCGUGUGAGGAGGAGGAGGAAGUUUCUCCAGAGAUCAGCACAGAUGGACAAUACCUAAGGGAUGACUUGACUCAGAGCUCCAAAACCUCUUCAGGCAAUGACACAGACGAUGACGGCAAUGUAUCUGACCCUUCAGAAGAAAAUCCAGUUAACCCAAAUAUUCAUUCUAAGUGCCUUCCCAGCCGGUCACAAGAAAUAUUUCCAUUUUCCGAGUGUGGGAAACGUUUUACCUUGAGAGCCAAACUGGCCGUGUACCAGAGAUCUCACCCAGAUGAGAAGCCGUUUUCCUGUUCGGAGUGCGGGAAGACGUUUAGGCAAAAGUCAAAGUUCGCUAAACACCAGAGAUAUCACAGAUCUCAGAAGGCCCUUCCCUGUCCCGAAUGCGGAAAAUGUUUUACUCAAAAGUCGCUCCUUGAGAUACAUGAAAGAGUUCACACCGGGGAGAAGCCCUUUUGCUGCUCGGAGUGCGGGAAGCGUUUUUCCCAGAGCGGAAGCCUUAUCGCCCACCAGAGGAUUCACACCUCUGUCAGGCCGUACGUGUGUUCUGAAUGCGGGAAAUGUUUCACCCAGAGACAACAGCUCACGUUGCAUCAGAGAACUCACACUGCGGAGAAACCGUUUUCUUGCACCGAAUGUGGGAGGAGUUUUAGCCAAAGAGUAACCCUUAUGUUACAUCAGAGAACUCACACCGGUGAGAGGCCAUUCUCCUGUUCAGAUUGUGGGAAGAGCUUCACCAAAAGGCCUAGUCUGGUCGCUCACCAAAUAAUUCACCUCAGCGAUCGCCCGUUUUCCUGUUCUGAGUGCGGAAAGUCUUUUACCCGCAAAGGAAGUCUAACGACACACCAGAGAUCGCACACAGGGGAGAAGCCAUUCUCAUGCUCGGAGUGCGGGAAAAGGUUUACAAGGAAAACGUCAACUCUCAUCACGCACGAAAGAGUCCACACGGGGGAGAAGCCCUUCUUAUGCUCUGAAUGCGGUAGAUGUUUCAAGCAACGGUCAACACUUAUCACGCACGAAAGAGUCCACACGGGGGAGAAGCCCUAUUCCUGUUCUGAAUGCGGGAAACGGUUUUCGGACAAAUCCACCCUCAACCGGCACGAGGUGGUUCACACCAGGGAAAAGCCGUAUUCCUGUUCCGAAUGCGGCAAAUCUUUCUCUCAUAAGUGGUAUCUUAUUUCCCACAAGAAAAUCCACACGGGGGAGAGGCCGUAUUCCUGUUCGGAAUGCGGGAAGUGUUUUCCUGUAAAGGACAGGCUUGCCAGGCACCAGAUGAGUCACACCGGGGAGAGGCCUUUCCCGUGUUCCGAAUGUGGGAAAUGUUUUGCCGACAGAAGCAGCCUCAGGAGGCAUCAAAAAAGCCACACCGGCGACAGGCCGUUCCCGUGUUCCGAGUGCGACAAGUGUUUUAUUCACAAGUCGGCCCUUGUGCAGCACCAGAGAACUCACACGGGGGUGAAGCCAUAUUCGUGCUGUACGUGUGGGAAAUGCUUCAGGCAGAGGUCGGUUUUUGUGGCUCACGAAAGGACUCACACAACCGAGAAGGCAGUUCCUUGA
Messenger RNA from Nanorana parkeri, 1920 nucleotides. RefSeq names its product gastrula zinc finger protein XlCGF26.1-like. The record is from RefSeq and is a predicted model, not a curated record. The transcript is spliced from 7 exons. Gene Ontology annotation, molecular function: RNA polymerase II cis-regulatory region sequence-specific DNA binding; DNA-binding transcription factor activity. Gene Ontology annotation, biological process: regulation of transcription by RNA polymerase II. NCBI's taxonomy places the organism in Eukaryota, Metazoa, Chordata, Amphibia, Anura, Dicroglossidae. Bases 1 to 1920 code for a protein of 639 amino acids.